Molecule: messenger RNA, 3348 nt
Organism: Pseudophryne corroboree (corroboree frog)
Lineage: Eukaryota; Metazoa; Chordata; Amphibia; Anura; Myobatrachidae
Gene: WASF1
Product: WASP family member 1
Exons: 9
Coding region: 812-2494 (560 amino acids)
Biological process (GO): positive regulation of Arp2/3 complex-mediated actin nucleation; actin cytoskeleton organization
Cellular component (GO): cytoskeleton; SCAR complex; lamellipodium
Molecular function (GO): protein kinase A regulatory subunit binding; actin binding; Arp2/3 complex binding
Source: RefSeq, a predicted model, not a curated record
UGCCGGCACCCACCUACCGCCAUCGUUACAUAUCUAAUUGCACCUUAAAUAAUUAUUAAUAAUCACGUGCUGCUAGGGAAGGGAAAGGAUCCCCUGAUCAUUUGCUGCUCUCAUCCAUGUAACAGUGACGCAGGCAGCCUCCCCGCCCGGCCGCACUGCUCUGCACCCCGCACAUAUCGCGACUUCUGUCGGGAUCUGAAGGGUGAUAGGUGCGGGCCGGCGGUGACACUCCAGCACGGUUAUCCCAACCUGCACCCAGCAGCAGCAGGAGAGAGGAUGUAACGAAGUUAACUGCGGAUUGAUGGACUGCACCACCCAGAGGCAGGAGGGGGGGACAUCUCACCGCACAGAAUCCUCCGCCUCGUUCUGCCUCCAUUCCCACAGCGGCAGUACAGCGCGCCGCCAUAUCCUUGGCAGUACCGCCCGAGCUCACUCCGCACCGGGGCAUGUGAGCGGCACAGGAGCCGGGCUGCUGCCAUUCCCGUGCCCUGACUCCCUCUCUCCCGCUGCCGACCUGUCCCCGCCCUCUCUCUCCCAUAACAAGCGGCUGCUAUCCCUGCUGCAGCCGGGCAGGCGAGCACCUCCGCAGUCCCCCUUCGUUGUUUGUUGUCCUUGUGCUGUUGGUUGCACGCCGUGACACCGGGGGCGGCAGAGAUGGGGGGCAGCUGCUAACCGCUCACACGUCACCCCCCCCCCUGGAGGAACCCCGGAGCCCGGCAUGAGGAUGAGCGACGGGCACUGAGUAGCCCGCAGAGACCGCUUCAUUCAUCCUGCUGCUUGUAGGUGAGAAGGCAUUAUACUUUGACCAAGGAUGCCACUUGUGAAAAGGAACAUCGAUCCCAGGCACUUGUGCCACACUGCCCUGCCAAGGGGGAUCAAGAAUGAAUUGGAAUGCGUGACAAAUAUUUCUUUAGCAAAUAUUAUUAGACAGCUUAGUAGUCUGAGUAAAUAUGCAGAAGAUAUAUUUGGGGAGCUCUUUAAUGAAGCGCACAGUUUCUCCUUCAGAGUGAACUCCUUACAAGAACGUGUGGAUCGGUUGUCUGUCAGUGUAACACAGCUUGACCCUAAAGAGGAAGAACUUUCAUUACAGGACAUCACAAUGAGGAAAGCAUUCAGGAGUUCCACCAUUCAGGAUCAGCAAUUAUUUGACCGUAGAACUUUGCCAAUUCCUCUUCAUGAAACCUAUGACUUGUGUGAACAUCCACCACCUCUUAAUAUACUAACACCCUACAGAGAUGAUGGUAAAGAAGGCUUAAAGUUUUACACUAAUCCAUCCUACUUCUUUGACUUAUGGAAAGAGAAGAUGUUACAGGACACAGAGGACAAACGGAAGGAAAAGCGAAAGCAGAAGCAAAAGAAUAUUGAUCGCCCACAUGAACCAGAAAAAGUGCCACGUGCUCCACACGAUCGACGACGUGAGUGGCAGAAGUUAGCUCUUGGUCAAGAACUUGCUGAAGAUGAUUUAGAUUUACAGAAUCAUAUGGAAAUUGCUAAUGGACCAUCCUCACAGUUUGAAACCAGGCCACAAGCAUAUGGCGAGACCACAGAUGGACCCUUCUCACUUGCAGCAUUACCUUAUAGUCAGAUGAAUGAUCUCCUGAACAGGGUUGAAGAUAGAGUUUUGGUGAGACCUCAUGAACCGCCACCACCUCCACCAAUGCAAGCAGCUGGACAUGGAAAAUCCUUGCCUGUUGUCAGUGCCACACCAGGUUUGUCUGAAAAUCGUCCUCAGUCUCCAGCCUUGGGUAGAACACCAGUGUUUGUGAGCCCAUCUCCACCACCGCCACCACCUCUCCCCCCACCUCCUCCUCCUCUUCCAUCUGCUCUUUCUGCUUCUUCGCUACGAUCAUCCAUAUCAUAUACUCCUCCUCCUCCUAUUCCUCCACCACCUCCACCACCUACAGCUAACUUGCAGACUACUGUUGUGCCACCAGCACCGGCUCCACUCCAGAUCGCACCUGGAGUACUCCACCCAGCUGCACCUCCUGUGGCACCUCCCCUUGUACAGCCCUCCCCACCAGUAUCGCGUUCUGCUCAAGUAUGUGAAACUGUGCCAGUUCACCCACUUCCUCAAACUGAGACACAGGGGCUUCCGCCGCCACCUCCUCCACCACCUUUACCUCCUCCUGGAAUGCGUCCGUCUUCCCCUGUGGCAGUCCCACCCCUCUCACGUGUCCCUGCAGGUCUGCAUCCUCUUGCUUCCAUUGUGCCCGGAUCUCAUGCUCCUCUUCUACCCCCAUCCCCAUCAUCUCAAGUUGCUUUGGAACCUAAGAGACACCCAUCAACUCUCCCGGUUAUCAGUGAUGCUAGAAGUGUUCUGCUGGAAGCAAUACGCAAAGGUAUUCAGCUUCGUAAAGUGGAGGAACAACGUGAACAAGAAGCCAAGCAUGAGCGGAUUGAAAAUGAUGUGGCCACCAUCCUGUCCCGGCGUAUUGCUGUGGAAUACAGCGACUCGGAAGACGAUUCCGAGUUUGAUGAGGUUGAGUGGGAGUGAAACGUGUUACAUACUACAAACUGGAAUGCUGAUGUCAAUUGUGGUGCUUGUUCUUUGAAAAAGUUUGGUCAUUUCUAGUGUUUUGUACCUCUUUUCAUUUACAUCUCCAGAAUAAACUUUUUUUUUUUUUUUCUUUCUAUUUUUAGUUUACAGUAAAAUUAGCAACUUUGACAUUUUACAGUGACUUCUUACCAUUCUCUUACUGGAAGACUGUAACGAUGUUUCAAUAGGCCACUAAGUAUUAAGACUGGGCAGCUGUCAAGUUGUAGAAUAGAAAACAAGAUUUUUUUCUUUUUAAUGUAUAAUAUUUGUGCACUUUGUGAAUUUUACGUUAAUGAAGGCGACCAGAAAUUGAAAUUCCAAGGGCAGCUGUAUCUAAUGUAGGACUUAUUUUAUUUGGUAAUGUUUUAAUAACAUUAAGCCUAGCUUAACAAAUUCUACUGCUUGAAGUUUGGUAUAUACACUGAGGCAAACCAUUGAAGUGGCUCUAUCACCUACAUAUAUUGGAAGCAGCUAUUUUAUGUCUCUGAUAUCACUGGGUAUUGGUAAUUAUGUACCAACAAUAUGACUGACUCUACUGUAUGUAGAUGAUGUGUCCACUUUAUGGUUUGGAAAUCUACGACCUAUGAAUAAUAUUGUUUUAUUUUCUUUUUUUAUGAUUGCCUUAUUUGAAUGCUGAGGUAUUUUUUUUUUUUAUGUACAUGUUGUUCGGUACUAUUUUGCCUGUAUUCUAAAGUAAAGAAAAUUCAUGUGAAAACUGACUUUAAACAUUUGAUGUAACUUAUAUAACUGUUGAGAAAAAAACAUAUUGCUUUGAUUUAAUAAAUUCUUCAUUUGAAGUGGAGAAUUCCAAA